AUGAAGUGUCUCGGCGCGUUCUGCUUUAUUCUGGUGGCGGUGGUGCUGAGUGGGGCCGCGGAGACGUAUCAGGACAAUGUGGCGACCAGAUCCGUGAAAGUGGAGGGCAUCCUGCGCUGCGGGAAAAAGCCGCUCGCUGACGCGGUGAUCAGAUUGUUCAAGUCCAAUUCUGAAGGUGGGUGGCUUUUAGAUCAUAUUUUUUCUAACCACAUCAAAUUUAGUUGAUAUCUUCCAAGUAAAAAUGUGUUUUGAUGUUAUCCAUGAGAUCAGCUAGCCUAGCAUAGAAAACCUCAUUUUUCCCCCAAAAAAUCGCUAAAAUACAGUAACCCUAACACUCAAAAUCAACUACUAUGACAUGUAAACCACAAUAACAUACAUUUCUGAGCUAAAAAUCCUUAAAUAUUAUCCAUGUCAUCAAAUGGAAAAUUUUAGAAAACCUCAUUUUUCUCAUAAAAAAUCGUUAAAAUACAGUAACCCCAAUAUGCCAUGAUACUCACCAUGGCCUGUAGACUACAGUCAAUUAAAUUUCCCGCCUAUAUAUUACUAUUCAGUAUCUAAAAUUAACAUUUUUUGAACUUUUUGGACUCACUCUUUUCCCCGCUCAAAAACUGAUAGUUCUCGGCGAUUACAGUAACCCUCUCAGUUCUAAGAAUGACGAAACAAACAGACACCUUGUUUUUUCAGACCUUGGAGAAGUGAUUGCCGUAGGCAAAUCGACAGCCGAUGGGAAAUUCAGCAUCGAAGGAGACACCUCCCGUUUUAAGGCCGAAGACUCCGAAAUCGACCCAUAUCUGAGAUUCUACCAUCAAUGCGAACAGAAGGUAAGCUCUAUUAGAUUCUAUAAUCCCUGUUCUUUAAAAUAAAUGUGGCUACAAGCAAUUCCAACAACUUUCAGAGCGGCUACAAGCGAGUUCAGCUGCAAUUCCCCAAGGAGUUCAUUUCGUUGGGAAAACUGCCCCGAAGAACCUACAAUGUUGGCCUUCUCAACCUUGAAUUAGGCUUCCCCGGAGAGACUACCGUCAAACAAGUGGAAGGACUGUAA
Bursaphelenchus xylophilus (pine wood nematode) is the source of this 1042-nucleotide messenger RNA. The record is from the annotation of a GenBank genome assembly. NCBI's taxonomy places the organism in Eukaryota, Metazoa, Nematoda, Chromadorea, Rhabditida, Aphelenchoididae.